Molecule: messenger RNA, 1795 nt
Organism: Limulus polyphemus (Atlantic horseshoe crab)
Lineage: Eukaryota; Metazoa; Arthropoda; Merostomata; Xiphosura; Limulidae
Exons: 5
Coding region: 67-1032 (321 amino acids)
Source: RefSeq, a predicted model, not a curated record
AUUGGGUAACAGAAGGAGACGCGAUCAACGUCUACAGGGUGACCAGACUAGUGUACGUGUUGCACUAUGGCUGAUAUAAACGAUUCUAGUUUAGUUUUCUUUAUGAGGGCCACACCGGGACAGUGGAAUUAUGCACUGUCUCUUUACAAAGAGGUUUUGAAACUUAAGGCUGCCAAAAGAACGUCGAAAAAAGGACCAGAAGAACUAAUUAAUCUGGAUAAUUGGUAUCAGGAACAACUGAAAAAGACUAUACAUUCAAGGAAAGAUCCCCACAUCACCCACGAGGAGUUGGUACAAAUUACGAAAUGGAAAUUGAUUAGAGGAAAGUUCCGACCUCGUCUUGUAGACCUGGUUCGAAUCAACACUGAAACUGCUGUGAAACAGACCAGUAAAAAAGCAUUCAGAAAGCUCCCCAAUGUCACCAGUGCUAUAACAGCUCUGACAACUCUCAAAGGAGUUGGUCCAGCCACUGCUUCGGCUAUUCUAACAGCAGCUUACCCAGAACAAGUUGCUUACAUGGCCGAUGAAAGUAUGCUGUCCACUCCGGGUGUCGAGGCAAUUGACUACACACUAGAGGAGUACCUGAACUAUCACGAGCAGAUUAAGACCUGCUGUGACCGGCUGAACAAGAAGAAUCCUGAAGGAAAGUGGACUCCUCACAAGGUGGAGCUUGCAUUGUGGACACAUUACUUGGCACGUGAGAUGAACCCUUCACUCCUGGAAGAAAUGCCCAAAGCAGAGUUAGAUGACAGCCCUGCCACUCCGAAUGGAAAAUCAAACAACCACGAGAAUGAUGAACAAGCUUUAGCAGAUGUCCCAGUGAAAGAUCAGGAUGCUAAUUCUGAAGAGCCGGGAGAAGACAGUCGCGACUCCAAGAUCUCGUCAUCAGACACGGCUGGUACUGGGCUAGAGAAGUCAGAGGAUUCCAACCUUGAUAGUUCCUUGUUAAGUGAUGGGAUUGAGGAAAAGACCAACGAAACAGAACUAGGGGUACCCGAAGAACCAGCUAGCAAGAAACUGCGGGUUCAGUAGUAAUACUCUCCAUACGACAAAUGUUGUUGUUGGUGGUAUCAGUUUUAGUAAUUACUUCACUUUUUACAGAUUUUUAUCACAAUGGUGGAAGAUUCUUGUAAAAAACUUAAAAAUGACAACAACAAAAGCAUAAAGAUUAACCAGAGACUAGAUCUAUUUUUCUAUCCUCCCUUUAAGUCUGAAAUCAUGAAUGGUGUUUCUGGUGGGCAAGAAAAAAAAAAAAGCUAGGCACAAGAAGAAUUUCAUUUAAUCAUAAACUUGUGUAAAGUUUUCAAAAAGCAGUUUAGAAGGUUAAGCUCAUUUAAUUCCUAUUAUUUCCAAAAGCUGAAAUUUAUCAUUUAAUAUGUGUAAAAUGGUUAUAAUACAUUGUGGACUAGUAAAUUUUUUGAAUGUCUGUGUUUGUUAGAUGUCGCCACCGUAGUAUACAGCUAAAAAUAAUUUGUAAUAGUAAUCUUUUCAAUGGUAAUUUGUGGAUAACAGACCAAAAGUGUUCCUUACAAACAGGUAACUAGGGAUUACCAGACACGUUAAAUUAUCAGUAUCCCCCUUAACAACUAAAAUGACACAUUCCUUAUUUUAAUAUUAACAGUGUUCUUCAUGUCCUGGUUUUAUAUCCCAUAUUUUGUGCAGUGUUAUUAAAUAUAUCGAGUUUCUCAACUAUGUGAAUAAAUCAUGGGUAAAACUGUUACCUUGGUAACUCUAGAUCAGUAUCCUCUUGUAUUACCAUAUGUAUAUGAGGGAUAGUAAAGGAUCUCAGGAACAA